Messenger RNA from Dryobates pubescens (Downy woodpecker), 2663 nucleotides. It is a transcript of the gene SPSB1, whose product is annotated as splA/ryanodine receptor domain and SOCS box containing 1. Gene Ontology annotation, cellular component: SCF ubiquitin ligase complex. Gene Ontology annotation, biological process: proteasome-mediated ubiquitin-dependent protein catabolic process; intracellular signal transduction. The coding region runs from base 390 to 1211 and encodes 273 amino acids. The record is from RefSeq and is a predicted model, not a curated record. Gene Ontology annotation, molecular function: protein binding. NCBI's taxonomy places the organism in Eukaryota, Metazoa, Chordata, Aves, Piciformes, Picidae. The transcript is spliced from 3 exons.
GCCGCGCCCCGGGCCAGGCCGGGGGCGGAGCGGGGCCGCCGCCGGGCGCUAUUUGGGCCAUGUGACGGCCGGGCCGCGACCCGCUUGCCGCGCCUGGCGCCGGGAGGAGCCGGGGUGCUGCGGCUCCAGCCUCCCCGCCGCGGCGGGGAAGAGGCGGGCGCUGCCCUCUGCGCGCUCAGCACCACGGCCCCGGGAGCAGCCUCCGGCGGGGCCCGGCCCGGCCGCUGCCAUGGUCCGGCCGCCAGCCUGGGAACGGCAAUACUGACCAGUGCACAUCUGGGCAAGGUUUCCCAGCAGCUUUUCUGUGGGGCUGAAUGACAGCAGGAGCAGCCGGAUCAAUCGAUGAGCUUGCCUUGGGAGCCUACAAAUAGGCAGAAUCGGAGCACACAAUGGGUCAGAAGGUCACAGGCGGGAUAAAGACUGUGGAUAUGAGGGACCCUGUAUACAGGCCACUGAAACAGGAGCUCCAAGGACUCGACUACAGCAAACCCACACGUCUGGACUUACUCCUGGACAUGCCUCCAGUGUCAUAUGAGGUGCAGUUACUGCACUCGUGGAACAACGACGACCGCUCGCUGAACGUCUUUGUGAAGGAGGAUGACAAACUGAUAUUUCACCGGCAUCCGGUGGCGCAGAGUACAGAUGCCAUCCGCGGCAAAGUGGGCUACACACGGGGCCUGCACGUGUGGCAGAUCACCUGGGCCAUGAGGCAGCGAGGCACGCACGCCGUGGUCGGGGUGGCAACAGCAGAUGCCCCUUUGCACUCGGUAGGGUACACCACGCUGGUAGGCAACAACCAUGAGUCCUGGGGGUGGGACCUGGGGCGCAACAGACUCUACCACGACGGCAAGAACCAGCCGAGCAAAACCUAUCCUGCCUUCUUGGAACCAGAUGAAACUUUCAUCGUGCCAGACUCCUUCCUGGUGGUUCUGGACAUGGAUGAUGGGACGUUGAGCUUCAUCGUAGAUGGGCAAUACAUGGGUGUUGCCUUUCGGGGACUCAAAGGGAAAAAGCUGUACCCAGUGGUGAGCGCGGUGUGGGGCCACUGUGAAAUACGGAUGCGCUACUUGAAUGGACUUGACCCUGAACCACUGCCUUUGAUGGACUUGUGUCGGCGAGCUGUGAGGCUUGCUCUGGGCAAGGAAAGACUGAAUCAGAUCCCUACACUGCCACUGCCAGCCUCCCUCAAGAGUUACCUGCUCUACCAAUGACCUUCAUGUUCAAGGACAGAGUUGGAACCAAGGCAAAACGUCGGAGCUGACCCACUGAGCAACGGGCUCUCCACCCUUGUGUCAUCGCUACUGUUGGAACUCCUUGGCCAAAGUAUUCCCACCACUGCUUAAGUCUCCAUGUGCCCUUAUUGACAAGCUCUCAAGUAAUCCUUGUUCCACAAUUGAGUGUUUUGUUCUUUGGAAGCCACUUCCCCAACACACUUACAAAAGGAACAUUUACAGAAGCUCUGUGCUUCCCUGCUUCUCCUGAGAAAAGGCUGUGCUGCAUCCGUAGGGUUGUGGAGCCUAGGAGUGAAUGAUUUUUUUUCUCCUGUACCAGCUAAAGGGAAGAACAUAAUCUGGGGGAAAGAAGGCAUUAGGAGUGGAAAUCUGAAGACCAGGUUCUAAGAAUGGAAGGGCACAGGGUGGCCAGUGGAGUUGGGAAGAGUCUGGAAUACCAAGAAGAAUUCAUUGUGGAGUGUUAAAACCAAAAAAAAAAAAAAAAAGAAUAGAAGCCCAAGCCCUGAAUCACCAAACUCAAAAACCCUUCCACCAGGACACCUUGGAGAAGGUGGUUAUGUUGCUGAUGUCUGUAUCUCUGCCAGGAUUUCUCACCAUGUUCUCAUGUAAUUUCAUAAACAGUGAAUCCUGCGUUCUUGUUUAUCACCAUUGCUUUCCCAGUUCUGCUCCAUCCUCUGUUCCAUCCCCUCCUAGUGGGUUUGACUCAUGGUUGAGAAGUCAUACUGUGUCUCUACCUGCCCUCUUCCUGACUUAAACCUGCAGGUUUCUAGUUUGGGAUCAGGGUUUUCUUGCUGAUGUGGGGACAGGAAAGUGAUAAACUUCUCCUGCAAUAGGGUGAGACAAGCUGUAUGAGCUGAGAUUUGUUACACAGCUAAAGGUCCUACCAUCUUAGGUCAGCUUUCUGUAUAGCCUGUUCCAUGUUGAGGCUUUAGAGAAACACUCAUGUGUUGCUCCAAUGGCUCUGCCAGGGAUUCCUCUUGUUAGAUAAGCUGCUUAAAGUCAUCCAAACCAGGCCUUGUUCUGUCCCAGACAAUCGGUGUAAUCUCAACUUAACUAUGCAGCAGGAAUAGUUCUCUCUGUCUCUUGCUUAGGGGUGGGAAGUUAUUCUAGAGAAGGUAGUAGCAGUGUGGCUGUAGAAGUACCAUCAGCAUCUCCUGUUAAGGUCUAAACAGAGACCAGUGGGAUGAUCUUUGGGCAAGAAAAAAAACCUGAAGUUCUCCAGAGCUGGGAGUGGGGGGCAGGAGGGAACUGCAAUAAACAGGACAAGCAAUUCAGGCAAAAUCAGCACAUCCCAAAUAGAUGCUCACCUCAGUAGCCAAGUAAAGAGGAUGACACUCCUUUACUAGCAGGAGCUGCUCUCUUGACCUCUCCACAGGUUACUAUGCUGCCUUUCUGGGGUUAUUUUGCACAUUUCUUUGUCUUGAAAAAAAG